GGCCCUGCAACGCUACCGUCUGGUCAGGAAAAUAGAGGAUGGAAAGGAGAAGAUGGAGUUCAGCAUGCGGAGGUGUGGCGGUGGGGAGCUCCUACACCCCCAGGACAGGGCAGAGGACGUUUUAGAGGACAAUGAUUUCAUACAGUUGGUCUUUGCAGGUGAUGAUGGCACAAAUGAUCCUUCACUGACACCAGCAGGACUAACCUCCUAUCGAGAACCCAGAGAGUAUAUUUCUCUGGAUGGAAACAGUCUCACCACAGCUGAUCUGGUCAGCCUGGGUCAGGGCUUGUUCAAAAUAAAGUUAACACCUGAGGCUGAGGGCCGAGUAAAAGCAAGCAGAGAAGUUAUUGAUGCUACAAUAAGAGAAAACAGAGUUGUAUAUGGAAUCAACACUGGUUUUGGAAAGUUUGCGCAGACUCUCAUACCAAAAGAACAACUGAUACAGCUACAGACAAACCUUGUCCGCUCUACUUGUGCUGGAGUGGGCGCCCCCUUGAGUGUUGAGAGGACACGCAUGCUGCUGGCUCUGAGAAUCAAUGUCUUGGCCAAAGGUCACAGUGGAAUCUCAUUAGAAACCCUCGACGCCAUAAUCAAGGCAUUCAAUGCAUCCUGUUUGUCCUGGGUACCAGAGAAGGGCACGGUGGGGGCGAGUGGAGACUUAGCCCCCUUGGCCCACCUCGCCCUGGGCCUGAUGGGGGAGGGCAGGAUGUGGUCACCACGGAGCGGCUGGGCUGAUGCCAAAGCGGUGCUGGAGGGUCAUGGGCUCACACCUCUCAUGCUAAAACCAAAGGAGGGAAUUGCUCUGAUCAAUGGGACUCAGCUGAUCUCGUCUCUGGGUGCAGAAGCCGUGGAGAGAGCUCUGGCCGUGGCCAAGCAGGCUGACAUUAUUGCUGCCUUGACUUUGGAGGCUCUAAGAGGGACCACAAAGGCCUUCAACAGUGCUGUCCAUGCAGUGAGACCCCACCCUGGGCAGGUGGAGGUGGCUGCCAGGCUUCGCUCUGUCUUACACUCUGACGUGUUCCCGUCCCAGAUCUCAGAGAGUCAUGAACUGUGCACACGUGUUCAGGAUGCCUACACUUUGCGCUGCAUCCCACAGGUUCAUGGAGUGGUAAAUGAUACGAUCGCUUUUGUCCAGAAGCUGAUUUGCACUGAGCUGAACAGCGCCACAGACAACCCUCUUGUAUUUGCAGAAAGUGGAGAGACUAUUUCUGGUGGGAAUUUCCAUGGAGAGUAUCCCGCCAAGGCCUUGGACUACCUGGCCAUAGGUGUGCAUGAGCUGUGUAAUAUAAGUGAGAGGAGGAUUGAGAGGCUGGUGAACCCGGCCCUCAGUGAACUGCCUGCUUUCCUCGUCCGGGACGGAGGCCUGAACUGUGGCUUCAUGAUCCCCCACUGCACUGCCGCCGCCUUGGCCUCUGAGAGUAAGGCUCUGUGCCACCCAUCGUCCAUCGACUCCUUGUCCACCAGUGCAGGGACAGAGGACCAUGUGUCAAUGGGUGGGUGGGCUGCUCGUAAAGCCCUCAGAGUAGUGGAGCACGUGGAGCAAGUGCUGGCGAUAGAACUGCUGGCAGCCUGUCAGGCUCUGGAGUUCCUCCGCCCCCUGAAGACCACCACGCCUCUGGAGAAGGUCUACGAGCUGCUGCGCUCUGUGGUCAGACCCCUCGACAGUGACCGAGUGAUGAGUCCUGACAUAGAAGCUGCUCACACACUCGUCCAGCAGCAGAAGGUGUGGACGACAGUUCAGCCGUACAUGGAAGAGUACAGGAGGAAGCUGCAAAAGUGAAUGUAUUCUGCAAAUGCAUACAACAGAU
Messenger RNA from Sphaeramia orbicularis (orbiculate cardinalfish), 1808 nucleotides. RefSeq names its product histidine ammonia-lyase-like. The record is from RefSeq and is a predicted model, not a curated record. Lineage: Eukaryota; Metazoa; Chordata; Actinopteri; Kurtiformes; Apogonidae. The coding region runs from base 53 to 1780 and encodes 575 amino acids. Gene Ontology annotation, cellular component: cytoplasm. Gene Ontology annotation, molecular function: histidine ammonia-lyase activity. Gene Ontology annotation, biological process: L-histidine catabolic process. The transcript is spliced from 20 exons.